GUUGUAAAACUCAUUUAUAAGUAUUAAGCAUAGUCUGUACAAUUUAUGUAUGUUUAAAAGAUUUUGUCCAUUUAUAAAACACGACCUUUAGUCCGUCCCCCUAGGUGGAAAAUCCUAGCUCCGCCAAUUGCUCCAACAACUAGACUGCCGGAAACUAGAACACAAUUAUGAGCUUUGUAUUCUACGGAGUAUUUAACUAAUUUAAACUCUUUUUUUGGGCUUGGGACCUAGCCUAGCUCCGCCAAUGCUAACCAUAGAUUAAAAACAAAAUUAAAACAGAGAAACUACCAAGUAAGUGAGAAGAUAUCAGAAGGAAGACAGAAGAAAAUUCUGCUUGACUUAUGAAAUGACAGAAAUCUCCUCUUCAAUUAUUGUAGUCAAAGUACACUGAAUGAAUUUAGUUCUAACUUGAUGAUGAUGCUCAAGUUUUUUCACUCACACCCCUGCCUGCUCUAUUUUCUGAAGUGUUAAUCCACCUUCCCCUUUUUCCAAAAACAAUAGAUAAAAAAAAAAAAACCGAAACAACAGAUGGGCACAAUCGUGAAUAGAAAGAAUUUGUUACAAGUAUACAUUUUGCACUUCUUGGUCGUUUUUGCUUUAGGAAAAGACACCAUUUAUCCCGGCGAAUCUAUCUCCGAAGACGAAGCAAUAACCUCUAGAAAUGGUGUUUUUGCAUUUGGUUAUUCAUACUCUUACAAUAUUAUUGGUAUAUGGUACAACCAAUAUCCUGUUGAAUAUACUACUGUGUGGACAGCGAACAUCGAAUAUAUCCUUGAAAGCGAACUGCCCCAACUUAAUCUAUCUGUUCAUGGUAUCCUAACAUUCAGCUAUGCCGAGGAAAAUUUCAUGGUGAGUUGGUCAAGCAGGUCAUCUUCAGAGUACAAUUCCACGAAAUUAGUCCUCGAGGACAACGGUAAUCUGGUACUUAAGUGUAUUUCAGAUAACAACAUCAUCCUCUGGCAGAGUUUUGAUUAUCCUACCGAUACGUGGUUACCUGGUGCCAAGGUCGGGUUCAAUAAGCUUACUAACACACAACAAGUCUACGAAUCCGGUGAAUUCUCUUUUCAGAUGGAUAACAAUAGAUUCAACUCUAUUAGUCUGACAAAUGGCUCUUGUAGGCUCAAAGGAACCUCUUUCUCUUGUAUGUUGAAAUUAGGCUGGUAUAAUGACCAAGCAGACAUGCUUCUGUUUGAUCACACCACCAUCUCCCUCGUGUCAAAUUCGAAUGAGACGUAUUUCACAUAUUCAGUGACAAACUCCUCCAUCUUAACACUAAUUAAGAUGGACGAAGACACUGGGUUAUUAACUCAAUAUACGUGGUUAGAAUAUUACCAACUCUGGAAGCCAUCCAAAUGGAGGUUGGCUGACACAUUUUGUGAUCAACUUGCAGUCUACAACAAUGAAAUGGAUAAUUUGCUGAACUACACAUCUGAAUGUGUAAACAGAAGUCCUUUUCAAUGCCAUGGUGGCGAAAAAGAUGGCUUUCUACUGCUGCACAAUGUAACACUACCUUUGGACUUAAAGGACGGUUAUUUCAGUACAAUCAGUAGUAGUCAAGAUAUGUGCAAAUUAGAUUGCAAGCGAAAUUGCUACUGUGAAGCCUAUGUUGGUGGCGGUAACUUAGAUUGUCAUAAUUGGUAUACCUUGCUAGCUCUUGAUCACUCUCCAGGAUCAAAUGUAUAUGUAAAACUUGCUACAACUAAGGCGAGAAAGGCUAAGCCUAGAAGUAAUUCAUUAAUCAUAGGAGCAGCUCUUGGUGGAUUGAGUCUAAUAGUCGCAGCAGUAGUCUUCCUUUGGAAAAGCAGAAGAAAAUAUUCUGUACGCGCAUCAGAGCCAGAGGAGGGCUCUUUAGUUCUCAUGAAAUACAGUGCUCUCCGCCGUGCAACAAAGAAUUUUACCAGUAAGUUGGGUGAAGGAGGGUUUGGUUUUGUCUACAAAGGAACCUUACCAAAUUCAUCGUGUGAUAUAGCUGUAAAGCAUCUCAAGAUCCAAGGCCAAGGAGAGAAACAAUUCAGAGCAGAAAUAAGCACCCUUGGAACAAUCCAUCAUUCCAAUCUUGUGCAUCUUUGGGGUUUUUGUGUUGAAGGCUCAAAGAGGUUUCUAGUCUAUGAGUUUAUGCCUAAUGGGUCACUUGACAGGCAUAUAUUUUUUGACAGCCGCGGAAAUUUGGAUUGGACAACAAGAUACAAAAUUGGACUAGGGAUUGCAAAAGGGUUGGCCUAUCUACACAGCGGGUGCAGGGAAUGUAUAAUACACUGUGACAUUAAGCCGGAGAAUAUACUGCUAGAUGACGAAUAUAAUCCCAAGAUUGCUGAUUUUGGCCUUGCAAAACUUCUAUGCAGAGACUUCAGUCGAGUGCUGACAACUAUGAGAGGAACAAGAGGCUAUCUUGCACCCGAGUGGAUUUCAGGUUCACCAAUUACAUCAAAGGCUGAUGUAUACAGCUACGGAAUGAUGCUUUUUGAGAUUAUAUCUGGCAGGAGAAACUGGUCUAUAAGAACCAAUGGGGAAAACGAUUACUUCCCAAUUCAAGUCAUGCAGAGAUUGAUGAGUGGUGAAGAUGUUAUAAGCUUGAUAGACAGUAUACUAGAAGAAACUGUCAAUUUAGAGGAAUUAAUCAGGACUUGCAGAGUUGCAGGCUGGUGUAUCCAAGAAAACGAGGAAGAUAGGCUGUCCAUGGUAAAUGUCGUACGAAUUUUGGAAGGAGUCACACAAGUGGCUAAUCCUCCAAUUCCAAGAUAUCUGCAACAUGUUACAGAAAUCCCGGAGGUUUCUACAGCUUACCAUACAUGCAUUGUUGAGUGAUAAUCGACUCGUGAUCAAAUGGCAGAGAAUUAUGUUUACCUGAAAUAAUAGCCAUAUCAUGUUGCUAAGUACAAAUUUGCAAAAUUAGGCCAGAUUUCCCUUCUGAUGUUUUCUUGAGCGUACUGCUGAUAUGCUGUAAUAGCUUAUGAAUAUUAUGUACAAGAAUCGAAAUUGUAUUAUUCCUUUUUCAAAUGCAGAC
This is a messenger RNA of Chenopodium quinoa (quinoa), 3004 nucleotides long. RefSeq names its product G-type lectin S-receptor-like serine/threonine-protein kinase At2g19130. Gene Ontology annotation, biological process: protein phosphorylation. Gene Ontology annotation, molecular function: protein serine/threonine kinase activity; ATP binding. NCBI's taxonomy places the organism in Eukaryota, Viridiplantae, Streptophyta, Magnoliopsida, Caryophyllales, Amaranthaceae. The transcript has a single exon. Bases 529 to 2805 code for a protein of 758 amino acids. The record is from RefSeq and is a predicted model, not a curated record.